UGGAGGACCUACGCGAAAUACUUGAAGAAUUAGGUAUACCUAACGUUCUUGAAAAUUUCGAGAGGGAAAACGUUUCACAAGAAAUGAUAUGUAUGUUAUCGGACGAUGAAUUAAAAAGGUUGGGCAUAGAAACAAUAGGAUUGAGGCAUAAACUGAAACAACUUCUCGAUUUAAGGAAACAUCAACCUUCAACUUCUGUCAUUUCUGAAAGAUCGCGCCUAUUCAGCCCUUAUUCUCGCACUUCAGCAAGUAAACCUGGGAAAAGAUCACGUAAGAAAGAAAAGUUUAUCACGCUGCAUUUUCUCUGCUUGGCACACACAGGACAGAAGAGUGUCCCAAACGGCAACGAAAAAGAAGUUUUGAAUAAAGCAGGACUAGGAAAGAAAAAAAUUCUUUUGAAAAAAUCUGAUGAUGAGAAGGAAUUAGCAGAAACACUUAUUUCGAAAGAAGUAAAUGAAGAUGGUGAUUUUGUCGGCUUUCCAAAAUUAGCAGAUGGGGGUGGUUUUGAAUUACUUCGCAGUACUCAAAACUGCAGAGAUUUAACUUUAAUAAACUGUUCAUGGUCAGCUAAAGAAUUGCAGAAAAAUGUGAACCCACAGGUUACCAUAUACAUUAGACCAAUACAGAAAAAUGUAUCGACUGAAGCUAUCGUUAAUCGUCCUGAAAAAUUGGCAGAAUUGAGCAUUGAAGAAAAAUGUGUGACAUGUGGAAGAAAAUUUUUAGUAAGGGAACUACGAAAACACACAGAAACAUGUGACCAAGCACCCUCAGUUUCUACAGAUGUUGAUACUACCAGUAUAGUGCCAGUAACACAAAUCGUGCAAACUGAUGUACCAGUUGAUGUUAAUGGAAUGAGUUUUUUUCAGGGCCUAUUCGAAAGUAAUGACAUUACCCUUACAGUGGCCCCAACAGUUGAUAUCGAAAGUGUUGCAACCCCAUCGAUAGAGUUUGAAAAUGUUACAACCCCAUCCAUCAAGGAUGAAAGUGUUGCAACCCCUGUGCAUGUUGAAACUGUAACAGGUGUGACAAAUAGAAUAGUUAAUUUUUGCAAAACACAAAAUAUAUUGGACCCUGUUGAAAUUUUGCGUAAAGUUCAAAAUGAAAUGGUGACUGGUAGACCUUUGGAAGUCGUUGACGUUACAAAUAGUUCUGAAGGCGACACAAACUUCAUUUUGGUAGACAGAACUCAUCUUUUGGAGACAUCGUUUGAUGAAAUCAAAGGAAUUGAGGAUCUUAGAAAGACUUUAGAAGUACAGUUUUAUGAUGAGACGGCUGUAGAUUAUGGAGGCCCCAGGAAGGAGUUUUUCAGAUUAGUUUUGCAGGCCAUCAAGGAGAAAUAUUUUGACAGUGGACUGAGAGAAUUACUUCAUGAAGAUUAUGAAGUUGUUGGAAAGACUUUUGCUUUAAGUAUUCUACAAAAUGGCAAAAUCCCAACUUUUUUGGACCCAGAUGUAAUCCAGAAGAUAUUUUCUGAUUCCACAGACAAUCCAUGCAUAACAAGCUUGAGAGGAGGGCUUGAGACAUUGGGACUGUAUACAAUUUGUAUGCAGCUUCCAAGUUUUCUGUACCUUUUCCAAAAACAUUCAUUACCUUUGACAUUUAGGAUGCUCACAUUCCUUCUAAAGCCUCAAUUUUCUCAAGAGGGCAGCAACAACAUUGAAGUUGAAAAGAAGGUCUACGCUGCAUUUGUUCGAUAUCUAAGAGAAGUCGCAAGUGGUCGGAGAGAACACUUGUCCUUAGCAAACGUACUACAGUUUGUGACAGGAGCUGAUGAGGAGCCACUACUGGGGUUCAAAAUCCCACCCACUAUCCAGUUUCCAGAAGUCAUGAACUCAUUCAUUCCAACUGCCAACACAUGCAUCAACUCUCUCCAGCUUCCAAGACCAAAACCAGACUUAAAUGUGAACUUUCCUUUAGAUGAAAAGCUAUUUGAAUUAUAUGAUUAUGCUUUCUUAAACCUCUUUUAUGGACUGCAUUAAGUUUUUAACAAAUUUUUAGUCAUUCUCUAUCACCCAAUCAAGUCUCAAUUUUUUUUAUAAGAAUAUGUAACACAAUUAUACAAGUAUCACCACAUACUUAUUACAAAAAAUUCUACAGUUUGUAUGUAGGGUCCAUGGGUACAGCUUUAGGGGAUUUGUUUCAUAAAACUUGCUGAAUUUAAAAGAAAUUUGUUAUAUCAAUAUAAAAUAAUCUUCAUAUAUACUGAAGAACUAGUAAAGUGCACUGGUCUGGGUCAGGACAGGACUAUUUUUAGUGCAAAGUUUGAUGUAAAUUUACACAAUGUAUCUUAAAAGAUCUUCCUUCAAAAUGUGUAGUAAGAACCUGACCAAUUGAUAUGAAAGCAUUCUUGUAUAAUAAUGCACAUUCAAGUUAGUUCAAAUAUUGGUACCAGGGGAGUUGAUGAGGCCACAAUAGAAUUUCAAAGUUAAAUGUAUAGAAUACCAAAGUUGGCACAAAGCAUCCUUAGGUAAAGGGAAUUCUAAAUUGUUAAAAUAAAGGCCACCUUCCAAGGGGAGAUAAGAAAAGGUAAAAAUAGAGUAGGGUCAUUAAAAAAUCUUCUCAAGAACCACUGGGCCAGAAAAGAUGAAAUUUAUAGAUGAGCUUUAUUAGGUAGUGCAGAUUCUAAAUUGAUAAAAUCAUAGCCCCCGGGGGUUGGAUGGGGCCACAAUAGGGGAUCAAAAUUUUUACAUACAAAUAUAUAGGGAAAAUCUUUAAAAAUCUUCUUCUCAAGAACCACUGAGCCAGAAAAGCUGAUUUUUACAUGAAAGCUUUCUGACAUAGUGCAGAUUCAAGUUUUUCAAAUCAUGGCCCCCGGGGGUAGGAUCGGGCCACAAGGGAGGAUCAAAGUUUUACAUAGAAAUAUAUAGGAAAAAUCGUUAAAAAUCUUCUCAAGAACCAUUGGGCCAAAGAAGUUGACAUUUACAAGGAAGCUUUGUGAUAUAGUGUAGAUUCAAGUUUGCAAAAAUCAUGGCCUCCAGGGGUAGGUUGGAGCCAUAAUGGGGACUAAGGUUUUACAUGCACAUAUAUAUGGAAAGUCUUCAGGUAUGGGUCAAGGUGAUUCAGGUGAGCAAUGUGGCCCAUGGGCCUCUUGUUAACUCAUCUGAGUCGAAGGCUCGAGUGAGCUUUUCUGAUCAAAAUUUGUCAGUUGUCUGUCAACGUCGUCGUAAACUUUUCACAUUUUCCUCUUCUCCUGCAGAACUAUUGGGCUAAUUUCAACCAAACUUGGCACAAAGCACCAUUUGGUAAAGGGGAUUCAAUUUUGUUCAAAUGAAGGGCCAUGCCUCUCUCAAAGGGGAGAUAAUCACAAAAAUGCAAAAAUAGGGUGGGGUCAUUUAAAAAUAGUCUUCUCAAGAACCACUGGCAGGGCAAAAACUGUCCAAAAUCAAUUAAUUUUCAAAAAUCCUUUCUUUACAACUACACAUCUACAUGUAUAUGAAAAGCAGGAACGCCUCCACCAAAAUUAUAAAUUCAUAAUACCCUGGAUAGUAGUUUUUGACUCAAUUUAUUAUCAAUAGCAAUAAAGAUGAUGUUAUUUAAAUGUUUUACACAAAUUUCAUAAUCACAGGGGUAGGGAUUUUGGUUUGAGGGUGGGACCAACAUUAUCAUAAUGAUUAUUGUCUUUACUUCUUAAAUUUUACUGAAACUGUAUAAAAACUAAAUGUAUAAUAAAAAACAGCAGAAAAGUACGCACUAAUUUUGAAUUUCAUAACAAGGGUUGUGACUCGAGGGCUGGUCCAAAAUAGCCGUAUAGUGGGUUGGUAACAAGCCAUCCGAUGCGAUUUUGUAACAAUUUAAUCCGUCAUGUUAUAAUGGGGAAUCGCCCCAUAUGGGUGUACUUCUGUUUUGGGCAGUAUGUGGUUGUCUAUAUUGUAGCAGGUCGAAGAUUGUUUUUCCUUUACAUUUAACAUGUGUAUUAUUGUCAAUGCCACAUGUAAUUGAAAUCCAUUACUUUAUGAUUUUUUGUAUUCUACAUCUUGCCAUAAGUUACAGGUAUAACUCUGUCUCAAAGUCCUUCUAGUCAAAAGUCUGGUCAUUUUGUACUUGUAACAUUUUUGCUCUUGGUGUGAAUUACCAUAUAUGUCUUCUUCAUUAUUUAAUGAUUCUGUGUAUAUAUGUUUACAUUUUGUCAUUUAUUGAAUUAAUAAAUGACAGUUUUAAUCACCUUCA
Molecule: messenger RNA, 4167 nt
Organism: Ostrea edulis (European flat oyster)
Lineage: Eukaryota; Metazoa; Mollusca; Bivalvia; Ostreida; Ostreidae
Exons: 5
Coding region: 84-1979 (631 amino acids)
Biological process (GO): protein polyubiquitination; ubiquitin-dependent protein catabolic process
Molecular function (GO): ubiquitin protein ligase activity
Source: RefSeq, a predicted model, not a curated record